AUGAGUCUCCGAACGGCUAUGUCCCUCCCACGGAGGGCGACUUGCUUCCAUGCGUCCGCAGUGGAUCCCCGACGCUGGCCGUCCAGCCAGGCCCGAGCUUUCUCCACAACUAUGCACCGUGAUGCGACGUGGGGCUUUAUCGGACUGGGGCAAAUGGGUUACCAUAUGGCCAAAAACCUGCGCGCCAAGAUUCCCGCAUCUGAUACCUUGAUUGUGCGUGAUGUCAAUGAAGAUAUUAUGAAAAGAUUCGUUGCAGAGGCCCAGGAGACCGCACAAAGCAAUGGCGCAGGCGCCAAUGAAGGCCAAGUCGAGAUCGCUCAGAAUGCGCGCGAGGUCGCCGAGAAAUCGAUAGUCAUGGUUACCAGUCUCCCGGAGUCUCAGCAUGUCAUCGACGUGUUCCACUCUAUCCUUAAACAUGGGCCACUGCCACCGCUCGAGCAGGAGCGUCUCUUCAUCGACGCAUCCACCAUUGACCCCGUCACAUCCAAGGAUAUCGCAAACGCAAUCCACACCACGCAAACUGGCCGCUUUGUGGACGCCCCCGUAUCAGGAGGUGUGGUUGGUGCCCGCGCAGGAACGCUGUCAUUCAUGUUCGGCGCCUCUUCACAGUCAGGCGAAUUGCUUGAGCGUAUCCGCGGCGUGCUCGCUUUGAUGGGUAAGAAGGCCUGGCAUCUUGGUGAGCCUGGUGCUGGUGUGUCCGGCAAACUCGCCAAUAACUACAUUUUGGCCCUGAAUAAUAUCGCCACUGCCGAGGCUAUGAACCUCGGUGUUCGCUGGGGACUCGAGCCUAAGGCCUUGGCGGAAAUGAUCAACUCGUCUACUGGUCGUUGCUGGCCCUCUGAGGUUAAUAAUCCCGUUCCUGGUGUCGUUGAGACAGCCCCCGCAUCGCGUGGCUAUGAGGGCGGAUUCGGUGUGAGUCUCAUGCACAAGGAUCUCCGUUUAGCUCUUGCGGCUGCGGAGCAGUCUAAUACUCCUCUCGCUCUGGGUGCCCAGGCUCGUGAGGUUUAUAAGGCUGUUGAGGAGGAGCACCGUGGUAAGGAUUUCUCCGUGGUUUACAAGUGGUUGCAGGAGAAGUCUCAAUAA
Messenger RNA from Penicillium crustosum, 1083 nucleotides. RefSeq lists its product as uncharacterized. The transcript has 3 exons. Gene Ontology annotation, molecular function: 3-hydroxyisobutyrate dehydrogenase activity; NADP binding; NAD binding. The record is from RefSeq and is a predicted model, not a curated record. NCBI's taxonomy places the organism in Eukaryota, Fungi, Ascomycota, Eurotiomycetes, Eurotiales, Aspergillaceae. Gene Ontology annotation, biological process: L-valine catabolic process. Gene Ontology annotation, cellular component: mitochondrion. The coding region runs from base 1 to 1083 and encodes 360 amino acids.